AUGGCUACAUCAGUUCAAAAACCGCGACAACGGAGAGCACAGCGAGGUUUUCCAAGCGACAGUAUCAGUGCGCGGGCGUCAAGUUCUCAGGCCUAUCAACCAAGUUCCCAGCAAGAUGAAGUUGUGCUACCAAGAAAGUUCAAUGUUCUGCCUAUCACAUCGGCAGGCCAAGUUAUUUACAUUGGCGAAUCUGCGGGCUUUGACCUCCUCCUUCGCGAAAGCCAAAGCCUUGUCCAUUUCCCGAUGCCUCAGGAUACACUCGCGCUGUCAAUACCUGCUGGGCUGGACCCUCUCGAGAUACAAAUCCUGAAACGAAGAGGCGCCUUUGUACUGCCACCGAAAACGCUUUGCGACGACUUGAUAGAGACCUACUUUUCUUGGGUUCACCCGAUUGUACCUGUUAUAAAUCGUACAAAAUUCAUGUCACAAUACCGAGAUCCUACAAAUCCUCCUUCAAUGCUGCUCCUUCAGUGUGUCUUACUGGCUGGCGCCAGGAUUAGCACGAACUCGGAAUUGAGAGUUGAUGGAUCAACUUCAACUGCCGUUGCGACAUUCUAUCGACGAGCAAAAGCCCUUUAUGAUGCCGACUACGAGCGCGACCGAAUGACCUUGAUUCAAUCAAUGCUAUUGAUGGGUUGGUACUGGGCUGGGCCUGAUGACAUAUCCAAGAACAUGUUUUAUUGGAGUCAAUCCGCAAUCGCUGUGGCUCAGAACUUCGGUCUUCAUCGCAACAUGGGAAAUUCGGGUCUGUCGAUAAGCGAAAAGAGGCUUCGCAGGCGAAUAUGGUGGACGCUAUUUACACGAGAUCGCGCUUUGGCUGUUGGCCUGGGACAAUCAGUAUCCAUCAAUCUCGACGAUUGCGACGUCGAUAUGAUAACCGACGAUGACUUCAUUGAGCAUGAUGGGAACAAUAUCGACACAUACCCACCCAAUUAUAUUCACGUGGAAUUCUUCAUCCAGUACGUGAAGCUGUGUAGGCUGAUCGGACUUGUCGCGUCGAAAUACUCCAAGUUAUCCAGGCAUGGUCAAGACUGCAAUGACAUCACCUCAAUUGGCACAGCACUAUCCCAAUGGAACCAAGAGUGCCCUGUCACCAUGCGAUGGGAGAGACCAAAGCACCACUUUUGGUCUGGCAUACUAUACUUGCAUUACUUCAGCGCCCGUUGUCUGCUAUAUCGAGCAAGCUCCCCUCGCAACAGAAAGACUUUGCAGGACACAAAACAAUCUUACGGAUCACCAGAUGGCACUGUUCGCGCAGCAAACAUGAUUACCUCGAUUAUCGAAGCCCUCAGCGACGGCCAACAGUUACGCCGCUGUCCCCCAUUCAUCGUCCACAGCCUUUUCUCAGCAAUUGUCAUACACCUACACGUGUCGAAUACGCCGUCUCCGUCAAUCAGUAGACUGACCCACCGACGACUAAGCACUUGCUUAGGAGCCACAAAAGAUUUGGCACAAGUGUGGGCGGUGGGACGAACAGUGUUGACAAUGAUCGAGAAGAUUUCAGGUCUCAGCAGUGAGGCAAAGCCGUCGCGAUCAAGCCAUGGCUCGCCUCUCAAGGGCGAGGUCUUUGUCGAUAUUGGAUGUGCUGAUGCUUCAGAUCCGGUUUGCAGCCCCAACAAUGGAAGCCUGCUUAUGGACGUUGAAGAUACUCAAAAGCCUCAAGACUUUCAAAAUUGUGGUGGAACACCGAGCUACCACGAAGGGUAUGCUCCAGUAGGCCUAGGCUUCAGUGAAGGGCAUCCCGCCAUCGACCACUAUCCUCCACAGCCCAGCGUCUGUGAUUCCCAAAAGGAAAUUGAAUAUAGUAGCCUACUACCCGCUGCAGCUACUCUGACUGGAUUCAUGCCUGACACAUUUUAUAUUGAGGACACGGCCCAAAUCUGCAACCCGACAACAGACAUACCAGUCGUUACAUGGGAUCAAUUUCAGCUAGGCUGUCAACAAGACUACAGUAUUUCAGUGCCUUGGAGUCUGGAGCUUGACUUCCAAUGCCUAACAGCACCAACAACAGGCGCGGUUUAUCCAUGA
Messenger RNA from Fusarium verticillioides 7600, 2028 nucleotides. RefSeq lists its product as hypothetical. Gene Ontology annotation, molecular function: DNA binding; zinc ion binding. Gene Ontology annotation, biological process: DNA-templated transcription. The record is from RefSeq and is a predicted model, not a curated record. The transcript has 2 exons. NCBI's taxonomy places the organism in Eukaryota, Fungi, Ascomycota, Sordariomycetes, Hypocreales, Nectriaceae. Bases 1 to 2028 code for a protein of 675 amino acids.